Lodderomyces oxycetoniae is the source of this 603-nucleotide messenger RNA. RefSeq names its product adenylyl-sulfate kinase (gene MET14). The transcript has a single exon. Bases 1 to 603 code for a protein of 200 amino acids. Gene Ontology annotation, molecular function: adenylylsulfate kinase activity; ATP binding. NCBI's taxonomy places the organism in Eukaryota, Fungi, Ascomycota, Pichiomycetes, Serinales, Debaryomycetaceae. The record is from RefSeq and is a predicted model, not a curated record. Gene Ontology annotation, biological process: sulfate assimilation.
AUGGCUACUAAUAUCACAUGGCAUGCCAACUUGACUCACCAAGAGAGGGCUGGUUUGAGAAAACAACAAGGUGUGACUGUGUGGUUAACAGGGUUGUCUGCGAGUGGAAAAUCGACCAUAGCUUGUGCUUUGGAGCAGUCGAUUUUGGGUCGCGGGUUGAAUUCAUACAGACUCGAUGGUGACAACGUUAGGUUUGGAUUGAACAAGGAUCUUGGGUUCAGCGAAGCAGAUAGGAACGAGAACAUCAGAAGGAUCAGCGAGGUGGCAAAACUAUUCAGUGAUAGUUGCUGCACAACAGUUACUUCCUUCAUCAGUCCGUACAAGGCAGAUAGAAACUUGGCAAGAGAGCUACAUGAAAAAGAUAACUUGCCCUUUGUUGAGGUUUACGUCGAUGUUCCCAUUAGUGUAGCAGAGGAAAGAGAUCCAAAAGGAUUGUACAAGAAAGCUAGAGAGGGGAUAAUCAAGGAGUUCACUGGGAUUAGUGCACCCUACGAGCCACCAGAAACUCCAGAGAUCCACAUUAAAAACCACUCCGGUCUCACAGUCGAGGAAGCUGCACAACAGAUCUUGGACUAUCUUAUUGAAAAAAAAUACAUCUCCUGA